Messenger RNA from Zymoseptoria tritici IPO323, 1589 nucleotides. RefSeq lists its product as uncharacterized. Gene Ontology annotation, cellular component: nucleus; cytoplasm. The transcript has 5 exons. Gene Ontology annotation, biological process: peptidyl-serine dephosphorylation; double-strand break repair via homologous recombination. Gene Ontology annotation, molecular function: protein serine/threonine phosphatase activity. Bases 306 to 1589 code for a protein of 427 amino acids. Lineage: Eukaryota; Fungi; Ascomycota; Dothideomycetes; Mycosphaerellales; Mycosphaerellaceae. The record is from RefSeq and is a predicted model, not a curated record.
CGCUAUCAGGAUUGAACAAUUCACAUACUACGACAUCCAUCUCCAUAUCGAUCAUCGCAUUCCACGGACAUUCUUCCGGCGACCGACAACGGACACCCACGACCUUCUCCCAGGACCGAGCUCACAGCACACACGAUCGCCACACACCGCCGAAGCGAACGAGCACGUCUGGCAGUAUAGAGUCUGUGCCGCAGGACGGAGUGUCGAAAAGAGCUGUUGCAUAGAUCCGAACGAGAAUAGGGUAGGAAGGAGGAGAUCUUGGGUACACGGAUUCCCUUCCGGCGCCGCCGGGCGCAUCGUUCAAGAUGAGCGACUUGGACAAAGCGAUCGCACAACUGCGAGCAUGCCGUCCGAUACCAGAGGUGCAAGUUCGGGAGCUGUGUUAUAAAGCGAGAGAGCUGUUGAUAGAAGAGGGCAAUGUGGUCAGCGUGGAUGCGCCAGUGACGAUAUGCGGCGACAUCCACGGACAAUUUCACGACUUGAUGGAGCUAUUUCGAGUGGGCGGAGAUGUGCCAGACACGAAUUACCUUUUCAUGGGCGACUUUGUCGAUCGCGGAUUCUACUCGCUGGAAUCCUUCCUCCUUCUUCUUUGCCUUAAAGUGCGAUACCCAGACCGCAUCACAUUGAUUCGUGGAAACCACGAGUCCCGACAGAUCACAACAGUUUACGGCUUUUACGAUGAAUGUUUACGAAAAUACGGCAGUGCGAAUGUGUGGAGAUACUGCUGCGAAGUCUUCGACUACCUCGCCCUCGGCGCCCUAGUGAUGGGCGCAGCAACCGACCUCGACCCGACCGACGCCGCCUUUGCCGACCCAGCCCAAGCAAACCCCGACUCGGAAGACAUCGAAAUAGAAAUUCUCAACGCCCAAGGCCAGAUCAUCAAUCGGUUCCCCCGCGCUCGACCCACGACUUCAACCGAAACCUCCCAACUCUCCAACCCACCCUCCUCCCCUUCCCAACCUCAACAACAACCCACCGGCCCACCCGGCACAGGCGCCACCUCCUCCGCAAAAGGUUCCUCCUCCCACAACCCCGGCGGCGCCGUCCUCUGCGUCCACGGCGGCCUCUCCCCCCUCAUCGACUCGAUCGACAAAAUCCGCCUCCUAGACCGCAAACAAGAAGUCCCCCACGAAGGCGCCAUGUGCGACCUCCUCUGGUCCGACCCCGACGACAUCGACGGCUGGGGCCUCUCACCCCGCGGCGCGGGCUUCCUCUUCGGCGCCGACAUCGUCAAAUGCUUCAACCACAAAAAUGACCUCUCGCUCAUCUGUCGCGCGCAUCAACUCGUCAUGGAAGGGUUUAAGGAAAUGUUCGAUUCGACGAUUGUGACCGUCUGGAGCGCGCCGAAUUAUUGUUAUCGGUGUGGGAAUGUGGCGGCCAUACUGGAGUUGGGAGAGGAUGGGGCGAAUGCGGGGUAUGCGGGACGGGGCAAUGGGGAUGUUGGGAGGAGUUUGGGGUUGGGGGAGAGGAAUACCGCGGGGGUGGAGCAGAAGAUGGGGCCCGGGAGGAGGUAUAGGGUUUUUGACGCGGCGCCGCAGGAUAGUCGCGGGAUGCCGGCGAAGAAGCCGGUGGCGGAUUACUUUUUGUGA